This is a messenger RNA of Punctularia strigosozonata HHB-11173 SS5, 1266 nucleotides long. RefSeq lists its product as uncharacterized. The transcript has 9 exons. The coding region runs from base 1 to 1134 and encodes 377 amino acids. Gene Ontology annotation, biological process: phospholipid biosynthetic process. The record is from RefSeq and is a predicted model, not a curated record. Gene Ontology annotation, molecular function: phosphatidylserine decarboxylase activity. NCBI's taxonomy places the organism in Eukaryota, Fungi, Basidiomycota, Agaricomycetes, Corticiales, Punctulariaceae.
AUGCACAAAUUGACCGAGAUCCCCCUCGUCCGGAACCUCGUCCCCGGCCUGGAGAAGGUCGCGACCGAGUUCCACGUAGGAAACUUCGUGGUCAUGCGCGGGACGGGCGAGAAGUUUUUCGAGAGCAUGCCUCUGUACCCGCGUUUGGGAAUGCAUUUGCUUUACUACGGAUCGGCCCAAGUCAAGGUGCUCCACAACCAGCACGUUGAGGAGGUAUUGAAGGAUUUGUCCAUCAAGCAAGGGAAGAUUUACGACGAGCCGGAGUCUGUCAAGUCCAUCCCCUCUUUCAUCGAGACGUACUCGAUCCAGACGGAUGAGCUUCUCGAGCCAGACAUCACCAAGUAUGGCAACUUCAACGAAUUCUUUUACAGACGACUCAAGGAUGGUGCACGUCCUGUCCAGCAUGCGGACGAUCCGACGGCUUUCUGCUCUGCUGCAGAUUGUCGGCUGACUGUGUACAACACCGUCGAUCUGGCGAAGCAAUUCUGGAUCAAGGGCAAGAACUUCUCCAUCCCGAACCUGCUGGGCGUCUCUCCCGACUCGGAGCAGGCGCGUCAUUUUGACAACGGAGGUCUUGCCAUAUUCCGCCUCGCGCCCGCGGAUUAUCAUCGUUUUCACAGUCCGAUUGACGGAACGGUCGGGGAUGUCGUCGACAUACCGGGACAAUACUAUACGGUCAACCCCCAGGCUGUCAACGAACCCGGCUUCGACGUGUUCACGGAAAAUAAACGCUCCGUUCUGUACAUGACGCAUAAGCUCACGGGCAAGCAGAUCGCCUUCGUCGCGAUCGGCGCUAUGCUUGUCGGCAGCAUCGCCUGGACGAAGGGUAAAGAGAAAGGAACCGAGGUCCAGCGUGGCGAGGAACUUGGCUAUUUCGCGUACGGAGGUAGCACUGUCGUUGCUGUUUUCCCUCCGGGCCUUAUCGAAUUCGAUGACGAUCUGGUCAAGAACUCGAAGAACACCAUUGAGACGCUGCUCAAAGUCGGCUAUUCGAUUGGGUUCAUGCCCGGUAACUCGUCGUUGGCGACAGGUGACGCGGUGCCGGUCGAGACCGAAGGCCAGAGUCAAGGAUCAGGAUCGGGAGUCGGCGGUAUCGCGAGCGGACUGGUCAACAAGGUCAAGAGCCUUGUUUGAGACGAACGCCGUAGUGAUCUAGAUCUUGCCGAGGACGAACUAAUGUGAUACCACAAGGACAAUGCUGCUGUUGUAAUUUAGCAAGAAGAGACCGCAGCGAAUGUACUUUACCGUUACGAUUGUUGCAACCCC